GUUUUGGUUAAAUGUAAAAUGGCGGUUGGAGGAAAAUCAUAUAAUUGAAAUUAAAUUUACUAUCAAUUUAAUCAAUGCUUCUAAGAAUGGCAAGCGUUAGCCCAAAAAUAUUAAGAAAAGUUCCCACUUCCAGGAACGUGUCUAAAUCUUCUAAGGUUAGAGCCACUAGAAAGAGUAAAAGAACAAGUUCAGAACACGAAGUGUAUGAAAAAGCUAUUAAGCAGAAAAAAAAUGUAUAUAGAAAAGAGUAAAUUCAAUCUUGUAUUUCAAUAGAAAGAAUUAAGAAUCUUUUUUGUAGGAUAAAUCUUGUCCAGAAGAUUUUAUCAAAGUUUUAAAAGGAGUUUUUAAACAAAAUGGAGAAGCCAAAAAAAAAGAUUUUAUGCAAAAGUAUAUGAAAGAAAAAUUUCCCGUAUACGGAUUAUACGCACCAGAAAGACGUCAAUUGCAAAAAGAAUUCAUGAUCGAGCCCGAUGACAGAAAUGAAAUGUACGAAGUUCUUAAACUCUGUUGGAAUGACGACUACAGAGAAAUACAAUAUUUCGGUAUCGAUUAUGCAGUUAAAUUUCUAAAAAUAUUUAGUGGAGUAAAUGCCUCAGAGGGUGAGGAAUCUCUGAAGUUGUGCUAUUUUUUAAUUUCAACCAAAUCCUGGUGGGAUACUGUUGAUUUACUUUCAUCCAAAGUUGUCGGCCAUUUAGUUAAGACUUAUCCCAAUCUUCAACCAACGAUGGAUGAAUGGUGUGAAGACGAAAAUAUGUGGAUAAGAAGAGCGUCUAUAUUGUAUCAACUUAAUUAUAAUAAAAAUACUGACUCGGAAAUUCUAUUCAGGUACUGCAAAACGCUUGCUAAUGAGAAAGAUUUCUUUAUAAGAAAAGCCUUAGGCUGGGCAUUAAGGAACUAUGGACGAUUUCAAGGGAAAAUUGUUAAGAACUUUGUAACAGAAAAUCAAGAUAUUCUAUCUAAUUUAACGAUAAAAGAAGCCCUUAAGAAUAUCAAAUGAAAUAUUUUAUUGGCACUUAUUAAAUCAUUCAGUUUUUAAUACUUUAUCAAUUUUACGUAAAAAUAAACAAGUUACUUAACAACGCAGUAGAUUAACUUUUUAUGUAUACAGUAUUAGUGUGUAUUGCAGUUAUAUAAAAGCAACGAUAAAUAAACAAGGAAUAAAAACUUAAUGGAAGAUGAGUUAAAUAUAUUAAGGCAGAGUUAAUUGUGACUGUACCGGCCCAUAGUUUGCAAUUAACAAUUAAUUCCGGCUUUUAACUGACUAAUGUAACUUAAAAGGUGAAACUAAUAGAAAAACCUGUUUAAAAACUCUGUUCUAACCUUUCAAUAAGCACUUUGUAUAAUAUAGCUUAUUAACUGACUUUUUUUGAGAUAUUGAUAGCUUGUUUAGAGUCUAAUAGGAGGGUCGAUUCAUACAGAAUUAUUGACGCUUUAAAAAAAAUAGACUGGGAAAGAAAGCUCUUAUGAGAAAUUGAUAGGCCUUAGCAGACCUAUUCUUUAACUGACACUAAUCAGUAUUAUUAAUCUAGAUUAACCAACGGUACAAAAGACUUUAUCACUCGCAAGUAAUUCGAAAUGAAAAAUUUAUCAAAUAUACACAGUUUAUGUUGUGUUUAUACAUAAAACAUGCAUAUUUUAU
Dimorphilus gyrociliatus is the source of this 1639-nucleotide messenger RNA. The record is from the annotation of a GenBank genome assembly. NCBI's taxonomy places the organism in Eukaryota, Metazoa, Annelida, Polychaeta, Dinophilidae.